Papaver somniferum (opium poppy) is the source of this 597-nucleotide messenger RNA. Its product is annotated as major latex protein 146-like. Gene Ontology annotation, biological process: defense response. The transcript is spliced from 2 exons. The coding region runs from base 7 to 483 and encodes 158 amino acids. The record is from RefSeq and is a predicted model, not a curated record. NCBI's taxonomy places the organism in Eukaryota, Viridiplantae, Streptophyta, Magnoliopsida, Ranunculales, Papaveraceae.
ACAUCAAUGGCGCAUCAUUGUAUUUCAGGUCCAGCUGGGAAACUUGCGAUUGGAUUGGAGGUCAGCUGCGACGCUGACAGAUAUUACAAAAUUUAUAAGUAUGCAGAAGAUGCACAAAAGGCAGUUCCUCAGCAUUACGCCAGUACCAAAGUUAUCGAUGGAGAUGCAAACUGUCCUGGUUGUAUCAAGGAAUGGAACUUCAUUCACGACGCUAAGACGAUUAACACAGUGUCGGAAACAACACAUAAUGAUGAAACAAGAACGUUACAUCACAGUAUAUUUGAAGGAGACUUGAUGAAGGAUUACAAGAAGUUUGAUUUGAUAAUUGAAGUCAAUCCAAAGCCUAUUGGAAAAGGAUGCGUUGUCACAUGGACUAUUGAGUAUGAGAAGAUGAACAAGGAUUCUCCAGCUCCCUUUGCUUAUCUACCUUUCUGCAAUCAGGUCAUUAUAGAUAUGAACAAAUACCUAUGCGAUUCUGUAUAAGUGGUAAAUGCUAUCUAUACAUGAACCCCGUUGGCUGAUGAUUGUGUGUGUUAUAUACGUUUUCAGUGUCAGUGACUCAGUGUUCUGCCAUUAUGUGUGUGUGGUUUGAUUAGU